Sceloporus undulatus (fence lizard) is the source of this 5914-nucleotide messenger RNA. RefSeq names its product zinc finger FYVE-type containing 27 (gene ZFYVE27). Gene Ontology annotation, biological process: positive regulation of axon extension; endoplasmic reticulum tubular network formation; neurotrophin TRK receptor signaling pathway. The transcript has 13 exons. Gene Ontology annotation, cellular component: growth cone membrane; endoplasmic reticulum tubular network. NCBI's taxonomy places the organism in Eukaryota, Metazoa, Chordata, Lepidosauria, Squamata, Phrynosomatidae. Gene Ontology annotation, molecular function: metal ion binding. The coding region runs from base 299 to 1561 and encodes 420 amino acids. The record is from RefSeq and is a predicted model, not a curated record.
UCUGUGCGAGGGAGAGGUUGGGUUUUUCGGUCCUCCUCGUCCCCUGGAACCCUUGCCAGCCCCAUAAAGGGCUCUCCUGCUGCCCCAGGGAGCCCUUCCCUGUCUUUGGCAUCGCAGGGCUCUCCUACACUUAAGCUCUGAGUUGUUAUUAUUACUAUUAUUAUUGAGGGAGGGCUGCUGUGCCCUUAAACGCAGGCGGAAAUCCAGCAGGUGAAUACAUUUCCUGGUGCGGUGCAGCUUUGGUGUUCUUGUCGCCGUUGUUGUGUGCCUCCAGGGCAUUUCCAUUGGGUUGUAUUGUAUGCAGGUGUUGGAGCGUGAGGGUGGGACAGCCACAGGCAAUGGGCUAGACAGCCCCACGGCCUCUGAUGUCAAGCCAGUUUCUUCUUCACCCACCAAGCCCCCUCCUUUGGACCUCUUUAAUCUAGUUGUGUCAUAUAAGCGGCUGGAGCUGUACUUGGAACCACUUCAGGAUGUUGCUGAAGGGGUGUGGUUCCUCCUCAGCUGGCAGAUGCCUCUCUGUUCUCUCCUAACUUGUCUGGGACUCAACUUUCUGCUGCUGACCCUGAGUGAAGGUGCUUGGUAUGGGUUGUUUCUCCUACUGAUUGUGGUGCCUGCCAUCCUGGGCUACCUACAGGAAACAUGCCGCAUCUGCCUGAGUGAAGAAGAGCUGGCACGCCGUAGGUACCACAGUGUGCGACGUGAAGAUGUGAGAAAAGUUCAACUCACUCGAAAUGAGGCUGUGGCUGAAGUGAAGGGCUUCUUGAUCCAGUUAGAGGCCCUUCUGAGCCGGCUAUGUGGUAGCUGUGAGGCAGCCUAUCGGGUCCUUUACUGGAAGAACCCUUCCCUCUCUUCACAGUUUUAUGGAACACUGAUGGGUUUCCUUUGUGCCCUCUACCUGCUACCCUUGUGUUGGGUCUUUGUUCUUCUCAAUAAUGCCCUUUUCUUGGGCAAUGUGGCAUUUUAUCGAGUGAUGCUGGAACUGAAAUCAUCUGUAGAGCAACGCUUGGGCCUCAAGCCGACUGUGAAGACUCCAGCACCUGUAGAACUGGAUGCUGGAGAAGUGGGCACUGGAGCCCUUCCAGAUCGGACACCUACACCCACUAGUGUUGAGGACCUGACCCCUGGCAGUGUAGAGGAAGCAGAGGAGGCAGAGCCUGAUGAUGAAUUCAAAGAUGCUAUUGAGGAGACCCAGCUGCUAGUAGUAAUGGAAGACGAUGACAUUUCUCAGUGCUCUGGAGAAUUUGAGUUGGGCCUUCCUGAAAACCCAUUAAUGAGCAAGAAUGAGGCAAUCCGCCGGAGGGUGUCACAGCUGAGAGAGCGUCUGCGCAAGCGGUACCCAAGUAACAACCUCAGUGCUGGACUGGGAGGGAGCUGUGCAAGCUGUUCAGCCACCUUUUCUGUACUAAAGAAGAGGCGGAGCUGCAGUAAUUGUGGAAACAUUUUUUGCUCCCGGUGUUGCUCCUUCAAAGUUCCCAAGAGCUGCAUGGGGGCUACAGCUCCUGAUGCCCAGCGAGAGACUGUCUUUGUGUGCGGGCACUGUAAUCAAGCACUCAUCAAAUGAGAAGGCAACAUGGAGGCCUGCCCUCUGCUGAAUCUACUGCACAUCUUACUGUAUAUUCAUUUUGGGGGGAGUGGAGCUACAGCAUUGCACAAUCCUUCUGCCUCUCUCUAUCCUUGGAACAGGAGAGGGCUUGCACCUUCUAAGUAUGCUGUGUGCCCUCACUUCCUCUGUUGCAAGCAGCUAUGGAGAUGUUCCGCAGUCAUGGGUUACCUGUACAGGAAGCUCUUUAUGUUCUAGACUACUGUAAGCUUUCCUCCCUGCUAGCCUUUAUCCCAGUUCCAGAGCAAAAAGUUAUUUGCUUGCCUAGAGCUUUGAAUUCUGUGGUCAUUCUCAACAGAAGUUGACCACUUUCCUUUGUAGAGAGUACUUUUGGCCUCAAAAUUGUCUGGUAUCUUGGAAUGUCUGUUUUGCUGCUGAGUGAGAUGCCAGUUCUGUCUAUUGUUCGAAAGAGGAGACUGGGUCUUCCUUCAGACAGCAGCUGUAACUGACUCUGCCAUGAGCAGGCUCUGCUGUACAAAGAAGGCAAUAACAGGCUAUCCAACCUGGAAAUGUGCAGCUGGACCUGCUUUUUCUCCCCAGUGUCAGGUUUGGAUGGCAGUAUUGCUCUUCUCUCCAUCUCUGCUGUUGACACUCCUUUCUAGAUAGUUACUAGCCAGGGCUCUUCAGUCUGCUGUGUGUGGUACUGGAACUCUUACGUUCUUUGUGCCUGUAACAUUGGAGGGUACAGGGUAUACUAUAAGUAACCAAAAGUGAUUUUAAUCUCAGUUUGGUAGGAUGUGUGAAAUAUGUGCCUCAUGAAGUGAUUAAUUCCUUCUACAGGACUGGAGUACCUUUGGACUGCUGCCACCUUCUUAACAGAAUGAACUCGUUCUCUCAACAAUAAACUGUUCUAGGAGAGUGGAGAACUUCCAGUGUCUAAAUUAGCUUUUAACAUGAUAAGUGGGAAUGGGAUGAAGAGGGCUAGCUUUGCAUGAAGACCAGAGUUUUGCAAAUGUACUUUCUGGGUCUACAAUUCCAAGAAUCUCCUACCCAACAUGACCACUAGCUGUGCUGGCUGGAGACUUCCUGUAUCUGUAGUCCCAAAUCGUAACUUCUCUAAGCUCUGAUCAAGACUGUUGGAGAAGAUUCUCAAAAUAUGCUGCCCUGAGAUGGAUAAUAGAAACUGAUGUAGUGGUGCAUUUUGCAGUGCAGGUGUUAUCAUGAGACUUUCCUAAGACACCCCCCUCCAGAGAGUCCAAACAUGCAAGCAUCUGAAUUGAUAAAUAUCUAAAUGUGUAUACAUAUAUGUCAAAACAAUGUAUUGUGGCUGGGAAAAUCCAAUUCCACCUCCUCCCUGACACUGCUAUUGAGAGGUUUGCAGCUAAGCUCAGGGAAAACAUGAGAGCCUUGAAUGGGAAAUGAUAUCAUUGUUGUUGGUAAUCAAAAAGUCCUGAUGUUUCAUCCCUGCUAGGCCUGGUUCUAUUGCAUAAGAGAAAACAGAGGAGCAGUCAAAAGGCAUUGAUACAUAGAGGAUGUGAAGACUUCAGCAAAACAAAGUGUGUAGAGAUAUAUAUAUGGGCUGUAGUGUACUAAAGACAUGUGAGCUGCACAGGAGCCAUGGGCCUUGACAUGGAGGAAACCACCCUCUGAGCAACAUCCCAUGCAGCCUGUGAAACUGGGAACUCAUGUUGCAAACUGGGAUGCUGUGGUAUAGUGGGAGAACAUAGUGGCAGUGCAGUUGGGAGAUACAGUGGGAGAGCAUGGUGAUGCAUUUUUCACCUACUCAGGAAUGAAGGAUUGUUUAGGCAAGAGCUGGAAGGGCUGGGUAGGUGAAGCAGGAAUACAAAGACAUGCAGAUCAAUAUCUGAUUGGAAGUGGGUUCAGGAAAGCAAAAGGAAGUACAGGUAUGUGUUUGCACAUACUGUACCGGUAAUAUAAAGUGGAAUUAUUUUUUACAAGAUGUGAUGGGGCUGCUAGUUCACAUGGCUUGAAAGGUGCACUAGAUGAAUCAAUGGUGAAUGCUUCUGUGGGUAUUGACUUUGACAGGCAGAAGAAUCUCAAUGUUCUGUACAGUAUAGUGUAACCAAAUGGAAUGGUGGAUCACCACAUCAUUUUUUCUGGCUUCCCAAAGAUGUGCCAGAAAUGAAAUGGUGGACUGGACUAAUUCACAUUAUGUGGUUAUAUUUAAAAAAAUCUUCAGAGGUAUGUUAAUUCUAUUAGAAUGAUGUAUAUAAAUGAGUUUUAAGAUUUUAAAAAUCUGGUUAUAACUUUUUUUUUACUUUCUUGCCAUUAAAAAAUGAUAACAGCAACUGAGUUAUUUUGAGUCUUAGAAGUAACGAUGUUUUAAAAGCAAUCCUACUUGUAAUGCUUUUAGUAAAUGUCUUGUAAAGUCAUAAAGGUGAAUAGACUCCUUUCAUAUUUCACUUGCAUAAACAUUUUAAAAAUCCUACCAAAAAUGGCCUUUAAAAGAGCUGACUAAUGUGUUUUACUCCUCAAAAAGACACAGACUUUCAAGUAAGAUGGCUGAAGACUUGCUCAAGUAUUUGCCUUUUGUGUGACUACAUUUUUCCUCUUGCAUACUAAAGAUCAUGCAUUUUGGUUCUAGAGUACAUAAAGUUUAAAUGUGUUUUGUGGUGAUAAGAUAAGAACUAAUUGAAUCUUUACAGGAGGCUAAUAGGAAAACUACACCUAGAUUUGUGAUGUACAAAAAAGGAAUAGGAGGAGGCUACUCUUUGGUAGUGGUGCAGUUAUAUAAUGUUAGAUUUGCAUUAAUAGUUGGGGGGAAGCUUCUUUAGAGGAUAAUAUAAAUUCCUUUACUUCUUUCAAAAUUCGUAUCCUAGCCCAGCUGCAUUAGAAGUCCCUCUGCCCUGAACCUCUGCUCCCCCUGCAUCCUAGCCCAGUGGGGUUAGGUCCAUCUAACUGCAUGAAGUAGCGCAAACUCAUUAGGGAAGCAGCUUUUAGGUGUAGACCAAGAAUGGGCACAAUGGGAGAAUUUCACAAUUUUGUUUAGAUUUAAAAUAAAUUGGUCCAGAGUGUUUUUAUUUGUCUCAGCAAUUGUGGAAUACCUGAUUAUCCUGGUAAUUUCUGGUUUAAAUGACCAAGAGAACCUUGCAGCACUUCAUUUCAGUGGGGCUAGCAGGCCAUUAUAGUUAGCAGGGUUCCAUGUUGUGAAUUCUGUUACUUCAUGAAUAGUCAGGGUGAGGCACACUACAAGAAAUAUAGGGCAGAAAGAGGGUGCCUGCAGAACCGAAUGAGAGUGUUUUAAAAUAGUUCAUAAAGGAAUGUUAUAACCACAUUCUCUUGUGAGUGCUUUUGAAUACUGAACUGUAGUGUUGACUCUGUUUUCCCUUAAGGGAGUGCUCUCUAGUCUCAGCUAUAAAGGAAAAAUGCUUCCUUAGUCUAAUCAGGAAAGAGCACUGGCAGACUCAUCAAUAUCAUGUCACGGCUUGCUUGUGCUUGAAUCUUGGAUUGAAAUGUCACUAAUGAUUUAUUUGGAUUCUAGUUUAAAACAAGCCAUCCUUGGCAAAUGAACAUAGCCACAGGGCUUGGAAAUAACCUUUGGGGAAAGGUCAAGUUCCAUCACAUGUUCACGGGUAUAAGAAAUGAGCUGCAGAAAGAAAUAACAAGGCCACCUUGCUACUUAAACUUCACAUAAUGCUGCACAUGUUUUGAAUCUCAUCCUCCUUGCAUCUCUUCUGGUACUUACAGCAAGUCUUGAGCAUUUACAAGUAAAUUGAGUCAGAUUCUCAGCUGGAUUUUGUUUUGAUGCAUCAUGUAUUUAAAUACUUUGCAAAAUUUUCAUUUAUGUAUGAUGGAAAAUUGUAGACUUGUUGGAAAAUAAUAGCCAUCACAUGGACAUCUGUUCAUAUAUAUUAUCUGGCCAUGCAAAAUAAUUUUUGUGUGCCUUCUCCUUUCUUUCCAUGUGAUUGCAAAUGUGAAAAAUGACCAACCUCACUCAACUUCAUGGCAGGAUGCUACAUAUCUUGCAUUUAUUAUCAGUGUCCUAAACUAAGAAGGAAACAGAAGAAUUGGAAAUCCAAACCUUCCCUCCUGUUGGUGAGGACCUCUGAGCAGGAUGAUUCCUUAGCAAGAGUUGAGCUCUGCUAGGAGUUGGUGCAUUAUGCCAGUGAGCAAUGGCACCUGUUACUAUUUCCAACCAAGACUAGUUUACGCAGGAGCCCAAAAUAGCAACAGAGCUCAAUCAAUACCCAAAGUAAUCUCAUUAAAGUCUCUGGCUUGCUAAUUAGUCCUCUCCAGGAACAGGCUCCUUGAAGACAGCAGCCUGUGGAGGGACAAACUAGCACUCAACCUGUAUGCUACUCAAUCUUUUGUGCACACAACACAAUGCCUAUGUCAUUGUUGCAGUGACAUUAU